CUUUUGACUAUGCACUCUGCACGUGGGCCAUUUGAGGAUGAAAAAACACUCUCUGGGGUUUUACACCCUGACCUCUGAGAUAUGUGAAUUGCCAAUCAAUUUUUUGGCUAGUAGAAAAAGAAGAAGAAGAAAGACAUUAGACAAUUCAAUCAACUUACUCAACCAUGAGCAUCACUAGCCUAUUCAGCAGACUUCUAUGGAAGGAAGAAGCUAUCGAAGAAGAACUUGAAGAAGCCGCAAAAGUGGAGUCCAUCUGGAUUUUCCCAAUCAAGUCAUGCCGUUGGAUUUCUGUUUCCCAAGCUCCCGUCACUCCCACUGGGUUCCGGUGGGAUCGGCUAUGGAUGGUGGUGAAUUCAAGCGGCAGAGCAUGUACUCAGAGAGUCCACCCCAAGCUUGCUCUGGUUGAAGUGGCUCUACCUCCUGAGGCAUUUCGGGAAGAUUGGGAACCCCAUCGCGGCUCGUUUCUCGAGGUAAGGGCUUCUGGAAUGAAUGUCCUGAAGGUCCCAUUAAUUGAGCCUUCUACUUUAUCCGAUGGUGUCUCGGUGUGGGGGUGGACCGGCGCCGCCUUGGACGAGGGAGAUGAAGCGGCAGAAUGGUUCACCCAGUAUCUUGAGCAACCUAGCCGGCUCGUGCGCUUUCAUGAAG
Cuscuta epithymum is the source of this 645-nucleotide messenger RNA. The record is from the annotation of a GenBank genome assembly. NCBI's taxonomy places the organism in Eukaryota, Viridiplantae, Streptophyta, Magnoliopsida, Solanales, Convolvulaceae.